This is a messenger RNA of Thlaspi arvense, 1594 nucleotides long. NCBI's taxonomy places the organism in Eukaryota, Viridiplantae, Streptophyta, Magnoliopsida, Brassicales, Brassicaceae. The record is from the annotation of a GenBank genome assembly.
UGUAAUUUAAAGCAAACACCAGAGUCAAUUCUCUCACUCUGCCUCUCUUCCUGCUAUAAAGCCGAAGCACAAUUUCACAGCAAUGACAAAGUGAGAGAUUGAUUAUUCUGUGAAAAAUGGGAUUGCCCCAUAACAAGCUCAGCUCUUUCUCCCUCUUGUUCCUCUUUCUCACUCUUGCUCCCUUGGCUUUCUCCGAGAUCUUCUUAGAGGAGCGUUUCGAAGGUGGAUGGAAAAGCAGGUGGGUCUUAUCUGAUUGGAAAAGAAACGAAGGAAAAGCCGGAACCUUUAAGCACACUGCCGGAAAAUGGCCCGGCGAUCCUGACGAUAAAGGUAUUCAGACCUACAAUGAUGCCAAACAUUAUGCGAUCUCUGCAAAGAUCCCAGAGUUUAGCAACAAAAACCGGACUCUUGUUGUCCAGUACUCGGUCAAAAUUGAACAAGACAUAGAGUGUGGUGGUGCUUAUAUCAAGCUCCUCUCUGGCUAUGUUAACCAGAAGCAGUUUGGUGGUGAUACUCCUUACAGUCUGAUGUUUGGACCAGACAUAUGUGGCACGCAGACGAAGAAGCUUCAUGUUAUUCUUUCAUACCAGGGACAGAAUUAUCCGAUUAAAAAGGAUUUGCAAUGUGAAACAGACAAAUUGACUCAUUUCUACACAUUUAUUCUGCGGCCUGACGCUUCUUACAGCGUUCUGGUUGAUAAUAAAGAGAGAGAAUUUGGCAGUAUGUACACAGACUGGGACAUCCUUCCUCCAAGGAAGAUAAAGGUUAAAAAUGCAAAGAAGCCAGUGGAUUGGGAUGACAGAGAAUAUAUUGAUGACCCGAAUGAUGUCAAACCCGAGGGUUUUGAUUCGAUUCCGCGCGAAAUUCCAGAUCCGAAAGCUAAAGAGCCUGAGGACUGGGACGAGGAAGAAAACGGUCUCUGGGAACCCCCAAAGAUCCCAAAUCCUGCCUACAAAGGUCCUUGGAAAGCAAAGAUAAUCCAGGCAAAAUUCGAAGAUGAUCCAGAUCUUUAUGUUCUCAAGCCUAUAAAAUAUGCAGGCAUUGAAGUGUGGCAGGUGAAGGCUGGUUCAAUCUUUGACAACAUCUUGAUCUCCGAUGACCCACAAUAUGCAAGAAGCAUCGUGGAUGACUAUUUUGCUCAGCACAGGGAGUCUGAGAAGGAGCUAUUCGCGGAAGCUGAGAAAGAAAGAAAAGCUAGAGAAGACGAGGAAGCACGGAAAGCACGAGAAGAAGGGGAACGUAGACGGAAGGAGAGGGACCACCGGUAUGGAGACAGGAGGAGGCGUUACAAACGGCCAAACCCACGUGAUUACAUGGACGAUUACCAUGACGAGCUGUAAGGGGCAGUGGUGGCAUUUGGCAAUGACAACCAAUAAAAGCAAGUAUUCAUGGAAAUCAUUGGGAAACUAUUUAAUGAUUGUAAUCUGUAAUCUUUCGUAUAUUUGUUGUUUCCUUAUUGUAAAAUGUAACCGUUGCCCGUUGGUAUUCAUAUUCAUGUAAUGCAUUUUGGCAUAAAAUUGUUCCAUGCUUUGGAUAUUCAUAAACCAAUUGCCAGAGUUGAGACCGCAUCUAAAUUUUGACACCAAAAUUUUUA